Molecule: messenger RNA, 1773 nt
Organism: Theobroma umbraticum
Lineage: Eukaryota; Viridiplantae; Streptophyta; Magnoliopsida; Malvales; Malvaceae
Gene: ASL1
Product: ASYMMETRIC LEAVES 2-like 1
Source: RefSeq, a predicted model, not a curated record
CAUUACCAAAAAUAAAAACCCCAGAUUUUGAUUUUAAAAGGAUUCUCUCUGUUUUCUCUAGUCUUUAGGGUUAGGUUAAAGUUUUCUUUGACCAUCUGUUUCUGUUCUCUUUGAUUUUCCACGAUACAGUGAGGGAAAGAAGAGAAAGAAAACAAAAACAAACACAGAGGGAAAGAAGAUUUCUGCGGAAACGACAGCAUGACAACAUGAUUUGUUUGUCGUUUAAGGUUUUGAUCUGUAAGUUAUGGAAGACGGAGGAUCGAUCGUUUUGGAGGGAAUUUGUUCUUAGAAAAGAGCCAGCUCUGGCUGGUUGAUUGAUCUUUUUACCACUUUGCUCAGGCAGUUUCAGCCAAGUUUAUAAAAAAAAAAGAAGAAGAAGAGAUGUCAUCAUCAAAUUCUCCUUGCGCCGCGUGCAAGUUUCUUCGUCGAAAAUGCACUCAAGAAUGCGUCUUUGCACCUUAUUUCCCACCAGACAAUCCUCAAAAAUUCGCCAACGUUCACAAGGUAUUCGGUGCCAGCAAUGUAGCCAAGCUUUUAAACGAACUCAACGCUUCCCAACGUGAAGACGCUGUCAACUCUUUAGCCUACGAGGCUGAGGCUCGUCUCCGAGACCCAGUCUAUGGCUGUGUAGGCCUGAUCUCCAUCCUGCAACACAGGCUUAAACAAAUGCAACACGAUCUUUACAAUGCUAAGAAGGAACUGUCGACUUUUAUUGGUCCUCAGGCUAUGCUUCCUAUUUUACAACCGCCAGCUUUUUUGCCACAACAUGUCGGGAACCCUUCUUCUUCGGCUGUGAUGCAACAUAAUAUGAUGCCAAUGAUGGGGAUUCCUACAGCUGCCGCGGUGGCGGCGGCGGCUUCACAUGUGGGGCAGUUGGCGAUAAGGGAACCACAACAACAACAACAACAGAUUUUUGAGGCUCAACAACAAUUGGCUGCUGCGGCAGCCGCAAGAGAACAACAAGAAAUGUUUAGAGGUUAUGAACAGCAACAUCAUCAGGGUCAACAGCAAGAGAUUGUGAGGUUUAAUAGUGGGUUUGAAGGGGCUGGCUCAGUUACUGCAACUGGGUUUAAUCAGAUGACAACUGCAGCUACCAUGUCACCGUCAUUGGCUUUAGGGAGUUUCGAUAACCCUUAUCAGAUUCAGACACAACAACAAGAUCAUCAUCAUCAUUCUCAUGGGGGUCAUUCACUUCAAGCACAGCUUUUGCUUCAGCCACAGCAAGUGCAACCACAGCAACCGGCACAGCAAAAUCAACAGCAACAAGCACAGCAAAAUCAGCAGCAGCAACAGCAAAGGUCAGGAAGCGAGGAGGGUAGGAGUAUUGGUCCUUGUUGAGUUAUUAAAAAAAAAAAAGAAACCUCUUUUUUUUUUUUCUGUUUGCAGAUUGACUGCCUGCCUUCCCGCUUUUUCGUGAAAGCAAUUUUUCAUUCUAGCUGAAGUCAGCCGCAUACAAGUGAACAAAGAGAGAGAGAGAGAGAGAGAGAUUUACCUCUGUGAUCCAAAGUCAGCAUUGGGUUUUUGGGGUUUGAUGAAGAGCUCCUUGGAAUAUACAAUUAAAAUGUAGGGAUCUGUAUUGGUCUUGGGACUACAAUUUUUUAUUUUUUUUUGACCUUUGGGUUUAGUAGAGAAGAUGGUAUGGGAAAUCGUUUUUAUAAAAGCUUUCUUUUUUCUUUUUUUUUUUCUUUUACUUUGAAUUCACAACUUAUGUAGCUGCAGCGAGAAUUAAUGUUACUUAUAUAUAAUAAUAUAGAGUGGAUGCUAUUUGGUGGA